This is a messenger RNA of Rhizophagus irregularis DAOM 181602=DAOM 197198, 459 nucleotides long. The record is from RefSeq and is a predicted model, not a curated record. Lineage: Eukaryota; Fungi; Glomeromycota; Glomeromycetes; Glomerales; Glomeraceae.
AUGAUCCACAAAGUAGAUGAUAAAAGAAAUCAUGCUCCAAAGAAUGAUAAAAACGCUGGUGAAAGUUCUAUAAAAUUAAAUACAAGUAAUGAUUUUAAUGAUAUUAAUCAGAAAAUCAAAGAGCUUUUAAAAAAAUGGGAAGCUUUGCUUGUUGAUGCAAGAAAAAAGAAGCAAAAAAUAACAGAUUUAAUUUCUAUAGAUGUGCAAGAUGGAAGGAAUACUGCGGAUAUAUUGCCAUUUAAUGCAGAUGAACAUGAAGAUUCUGAUAUAUCACCACUACUUAAUAACAGAGAUAACCAAGAAUUAGAACUUUCUGGAAGUAUUCUUGACGAACCUCAACUAUCAAAAAAAGUAGCAAAAAAAUCAUAUGUAUUAAAGAUGUUUAUCUGGAAUAUGAAAAGUUCAUCAUAUGGUGAUAAUAUUAACUAUUAUUUAAAAAUAACAGGAAGAGUAAUUUGA